Macrosiphum euphorbiae (potato aphid) is the source of this 300-nucleotide messenger RNA. The record is from the annotation of a GenBank genome assembly. NCBI's taxonomy places the organism in Eukaryota, Metazoa, Arthropoda, Insecta, Hemiptera, Aphididae.
AUGGCCGUGGACAACUUGAAACAGUUUGUUUUCCGCAACAAAGAAGUUCUCAUGUUUAUAGUUGGAUUUGGAGUGAUGCACAUCGGCUGGUACAACUUGCAGCGUAACAGUUCCUUGAAUAAAGCAAUAGCAGCGUCUCGCGAUAAAGAAACUAUUAAGGAAUAUAAACGAUUAGAACGUGAGAUUAAUGCAAAUUGGUCAGAAAAACCAUCUUCACAACAACAGCAUCAACCUCAAACAUCUGGUAUAAUAUUAUCUUCUGCAACAUCAUUUACAGAAAAAUCUCCUAAUGCUCAUUAA